AUGCAAUACUCUCCUCAGUACCCGAUGUUUCUUGCAUCCCCUCAAUCCGUGCAUCAACCACCGGCUCAGCCCCUAGUCCGUCGAUUCUGCAUUCUCCGACCAGAAGGCCUGUGGUCACCACUCAUCCCACUUGACGAGCUCCCGUCCUGGCUGCAAGUUUGCAACUGGACUCCAGACAUGCACGUGGGUCUGUACCCAGUGUCCAUGAACUUCAUUCCCCGGGAAGGAGAAUACGACGUGGUCUGCCACAACUGUUUCAACAGUGUUGAUUCACUACACCAAAGCGUUUCGGAACGUGGACCAUCUUCCUCCUCCAGUCGUGCGAGUCGUGCCAAAACCUGCCCUGUGCAAUGCUAUUCACCCCCGAAAAUGCAACCCGAGACCCGCACCAUGGCUACUGAGUUUGGAGUGACCUACGGCAUAUUAGGACAGCCUCCAUUCCACUCCAUGCUCCAGUCUCCUCUUGUUGGGAUGUGUUUGGUCGACGUGCCUUCUCGGGAUGGGGAACUUGCGGUGGUUUCGGAUGCACUCUCGCAAAAGAUACGCGUUGAGAACUCCGUACCAUCUCAGAGUUCUGACCAAAGCAGCGCAAGUGCGCAGACAUCUCCGACUCAUCCUCCAGGUCCGGUCAAUCUGUGUGACUCGCCUCUUUCCUUUGCUUCCUCCAGAAACCUCCCUCAAAGGAUUUCCAAGCCUGUUGUCCCGAAGCGUCACUCGCGACCACCGCAUGCACAUGAUGAUAAAUGGGUUGGUACUCCUCGGCGUGUUCUUUCACUGCGCGAUGAUAGCUCCGCGUCUUCGCAUUCUGCUGCGGCCAUGGCUGCGGCUCUGGCCAAGCAUAUGCAAAGAAGGCGAUCUAGAAGGAUCUCCCGCACUAGCAGUCUUCAGAAUGCUAUCGCAGGUGCAGAUAUUGUCGCACCCUGGACUCUCAUUUCCAAAGCCCCUUCAAUCCGAGUGAGAUCCAAAGGUCGUCGCAGGGUUCGAAUGCGUCGUCAACCAACGGAAGAACAAAGAGCCUCCAUCUCUCCAUCGAUCUCUCCCAAGUCAGACAACAUAGUGGAGGUCCAGAAGCCAAAGCCAGAGCAACCAAAUGCCGCAACCAAGCGACGGGAUCGCCGUGAACGGUUGAGACGCAGGAGAAACCGUACAGAUCGAGGCAGCCGAUACUGGCACAUGAUGAAGAUCCCAAAUUGGCGGGCCGGUGUCAUCAAGCAUUGA
This is a messenger RNA of Penicillium arizonense, 1218 nucleotides long. RefSeq lists its product as uncharacterized. The record is from RefSeq and is a predicted model, not a curated record. The transcript has a single exon. NCBI's taxonomy places the organism in Eukaryota, Fungi, Ascomycota, Eurotiomycetes, Eurotiales, Aspergillaceae. The coding region runs from base 1 to 1218 and encodes 405 amino acids.